AUGGUGAAAACCCACGAUUCAAGGUCAUCUUCGGCCAUCAUUUGGAACACCAUGGACUGCCUCGAACAAUCAUCAUUGGCACAUCUCCGGCAAGAAUACCAACUUCCAUGGUUUCCUAUCGGUCCUCUGCACAGAACUAUUCCAGCCCCCUCCAUCAGCUUAUUGAAAGAGGACCAGAAUUGCAUUUCAUGGAUGGACAAACAAUCACACAACUCUGUCAUCCAUGCAAGCGUGGGAAGCAUAGCCUUCUUGGACAGUAAAGAACUAGCAGAAAUGGUGUGGGGUCUGGUCAACAGUGAGCACCCUUUCUUGUGGGUGGUUCGAACCAACUCCAUAUCAUUGCCAGAAAGUUUCCAAGAAACUGUUGGAGAAAGGGGUUGCAUAACGAAAUGGGCACCCCAAAAGCAGGUCUUGGCACACAGCGCAGUUGGAGGGUUUUGGAGCCAUUGCGGUUGGAACUCAACCAUUGAAAGCAUCUCUGAAGAAGUUCCAACGAUAUGCCAACCAUAUUUUGGGGACCAAAGAGUGAACUCAAGGUACUUGAGCCAAGUAUGGGGUGUAGGGUUGGAAUGGGAGAAUGACAUGAACAGAGGACCAAUAGAGGAAGCUAUAAGAAUGCUUAUGGUGGGCAAAGAAGGGGAAGUGAUAAGGCAAAGAACAAAAGAUUUGAAGGUGAAAAUCGAACUUUCUAUGAAGCAAGCCGGUUCUUCCUACAAUUCCUUGAAUGAAUUGGUAGACCAAAUCUUGUCAUUCUAA
Prunus armeniaca (apricot) is the source of this 756-nucleotide messenger RNA. The record is from the annotation of a GenBank genome assembly. NCBI's taxonomy places the organism in Eukaryota, Viridiplantae, Streptophyta, Magnoliopsida, Rosales, Rosaceae.